Phytophthora infestans T30-4 is the source of this 748-nucleotide messenger RNA. RefSeq lists its product as uncharacterized. Gene Ontology annotation, molecular function: transmembrane monodehydroascorbate reductase activity. Lineage: Eukaryota; Oomycota; Peronosporomycetes; Peronosporales; Peronosporaceae. The record is from RefSeq and is a predicted model, not a curated record. The transcript has 3 exons. The coding region runs from base 136 to 621 and encodes 161 amino acids.
UUAACGGCGACGCUCUUCUUGUUGCCAUGUCUCGUCAUCCUGGAGCGCUGCGUUGCUGAUGGAUCGCUGUUUGCGCUGCAUCCGGCGCUCAAUGUGCUUGCAACACUCGUUUGCCUGCCCGCUGCCCUACAAGCCAUGUUGCAACGAAAGGAAGAGAAGAGUCACGCGAAGCGUGUCUGCCUGACAAAACUGCAUCUCUUUCUGAACGUGUUGGCCGGAGUGUUGGUGGCUGUUGCCGGCGCUGCUGUGUAUAUCGCCAAGCGCGAUGCGGGUGGCGAACACCUUACGACGCCGCACUCGUGGGCGGCUCUGGUUACGGGCAUGCUCUUCACCCUCAACGUUUUCCAAGGUCUGCUGCUGACAUUCGAGGGACCGAAGGCGAACUGGCAGUGGAAGGAUGAGACCCACGUUCUAACAGGUGUAUUGGUCUACAUCGGCAGCGUUGUUACCAUGCUAUAUGGGUUACAAACGAGCUCAUGGGGCGUCCAGAACUUCAGUCCAGAGCGCCAAUUCCAGCUUAUAGUGCUCGUCAUCGCAGCGCAUGUAGCACUAGUCGGGAGAGCGCUCGUGCUGCAGCGUCAAAAGAACGAUACGCAAAUUAAAGUGGCCAAGGUCGCCUGAAGCCCAUGCGAGUUAGCCGGGCUGGCGUACCGGAAUCUUUAAGUGAUGACAUGGUGGUCGUGAUUGGCGUGACAUCAUGCAAGGUUACAAAAUAGUGUAACCAAUACAAAAUACUGUCAAUUUAACG